Molecule: messenger RNA, 1359 nt
Organism: Perca flavescens (yellow perch)
Lineage: Eukaryota; Metazoa; Chordata; Actinopteri; Perciformes; Percidae
Gene: insyn1
Product: inhibitory synaptic factor 1
Exons: 3
Coding region: 347-1312 (321 amino acids)
Biological process (GO): inhibitory postsynaptic potential
Cellular component (GO): postsynaptic density
Source: RefSeq, a predicted model, not a curated record
CUGUGAGAAAGAAACACACCUACGUUCCUCCUUUUCAUGGACAAGAAAUGAAGGACAACCUGAUUAAGACAUCAUCUGCAAAGAAAAUGGAUGUGGAGCAAAGUUUAUUGUGAUCAUCUACCAGAGGGCAUGGAUGUCAGAGUGUGACCCUGUGCCGAGUGUGCGGGCGAGGCAAGGUGUUUUGGCUGCCCAGGUGCUUUUAAGAUGUUGAGGUCUCCCUGCGUGGCCGGGGCCCCUGUUCGGAUCAGUAGCACUGCGGCUCCUCGUAGCCAAAGACAUGGACCCCGACUCGGCUCCCCCACGCCCUCAGCCUGUUGGCCACUGGCCCCACGUCGCCCUGUAAAGGAUGUCCCUCAGCAGUGCUCCGGCCCGGGACACCUCUGAGACCCCCAGCCCGAGAGAACGCAUCCGCAGCCACAUGAAGAUGGUGAUUGACCAGCUGGACGGAAUUCUGAAAGAGCUCAAGGAUGUGGCCAAGGAACUCCGGGAGGUGGUGGGUCAGAUCGAUAAACUAACGUCCGACUUUGACUUUGACCUGGAGCUAGAUGACUGGACGGUGGCCACAGCCAGCAGCACGUCCAGCAGCGAGCGAGGUUUGGGAGAGGCCUUCAGGCUAGACUUCCUCAAUGCAGAUGUGCUUUCUGAUAGCUGGGAGUUCUGCAGCUACCUGGAGGCUGCUGGCGCCGCCGCCCGAAUACCUGGGGAGCAACCAGGAGAUCUGCGACCGGAGCUGGGCUGCGGGACCAUCCCCACCCAGACGCAGACCCCCACCCCGCCCCCAUCCACUGCCUCCGUAUACUCACAGAUGAACGGCGGGCUGCCCAUCCCCAACGGGCCUCGCAUUAUUACUCCCGAUUCAUCCAGCGAGGAGGCCAGCAGCUCCACGCACAGCCACAAGACUUCUCGUACCUCCGGCACAAGAGAAAGAGUCCGCUUCAGUGACAAAAUUCUGUACCACGCGCUGUGCUGUGAUGACGAGGAGGAGGAUGAAGAGCAAGAGGAAUUACAGGCGGACAAGAGUGGCUGUGCUACACCAGAUGGCGAUAGUGAACCCGGUCUCCUGUCAAGCUCAGUCACCCCCAAACGUUCUUCCUCUGAGCACUCACUCCUCCAUAACUGUCUGGACCCUUCUUAUGUCUCCUCGCCAAUGAAGGGGACGACGGGAGCUCACACACUACCCAGGAAAGGUCUCUUGAACCCCGGCUGCCGCAAAAAACUGUUACGAAAUAGCAGCACACAAACUGUCUCUGACAAGAGCACCCAAACUGUACUGCCCUAUAUUCCAACCAAACAGAAAACAAAGGACCACUGAGAAAGUUUAUCAUAAAUCUCAUGAAGAGGACUGUGCAUUAUUUAAUA